AUCUAAUCACACGUUUCACUUCCUUACAUUAAAAACAUUUCAAACGUUUCCUGCAUGGUGGAAACAGGCUCUUUUGUCGCACUAGAAUGGCUUCACUCUUAUUGGCUGUUGCUGGGAUACCACAAACAGGAAGUAAGUGGCUAAGCUUCCAGAGGAGUUUUGUUCAGUCACACGUGCUGAAUAAAACAUAUUACUGAGAGAUACCAUGAGUGCAGGUCGCUGGGAGUGGAACUAUGAGGCCAACACUGUGGAGUUUAUCAGCUUGUUACCUCCAGAAAAGCCUGUUGUUAAGAAAAGAAGACCAACUGAUGUCCAUUUUGAAGAGAUUCUCCAGAAAUCUGAAUGGCUGGCAGAAAUUUACCGUGUGAACAACAGAGGGCGCCAGAGCACAAUCAAAAGUCUGGACCCUGCUCUUUUGAAAGCCUACAGAUCUAGUGUGAUAGAAAACCAGGGGGAGUACGUGACAAUUGAAGAUGUUAAACAAGUGGCUGUGAAAUUGCUGCUUGAGAACUACUCCCUCCCCAUACCUCACUGCUUCCUGGACCUAUUAAAGAGUAAAGAGCUUGAUGAGAUCCUGACUGCUCUUCUGCGUUACCUCUGCUGUUUCUUUGAGUGCAAAUCUCUGGAAAACAAGCCAGAGGCGCUGAUAGUUUUGGACAUGGUGACGGAGCAGCAGAUGAAGAAGAGGAGCUCUGCCAAAACAGAGCUGGCUCUGAAGAGGCUGGCAGUGUGUUACUUCAGUCUGAUCCUGGACACAGACACAGGACACAAGCAACUCAUGAGCCGGAUGUCCUCGGAUCAGACUGAGUGGCUUCUGGAGGGAGUUUUAUACAGCUUCUUCUGCAACGUGUCCUGGGUCACUUUUGGGAGAAAAGAGCUGAAGGAGAUCCAGGAUGAAAUUGGUCGGAUUUUGUACUCAGACAAUUUCAAUGCCAUCGUGAAAACCAAACAGGAAAUGCCCUCGCGGAGGACUUCUGCUGUUUCCACUGGCUCAGAGAAGAAGGAGUUCAGCACAGGAGUUCAGCACACGGCAGCUGAAGGUCACACUGCUCUCAAGCUACGGCGGUCCCGCUCCUCCCUGCACAGCGUAGUGAAUAGUCGAUCUCCUCUGAUGGCAUCCCUGCUGCCGUCGCCACAGGAACAGUCUCCACACCUGUUCACGGGACCUAAAGCCACACUGGAACCUCUGCUCAUGACUCCGCCCACAGACUCUGAGGAGCUGAUGGAGGAGAUGUCCCAUAUGAGUAUCGGGAUCCUGGGCCAGCCUCUGCAGCAGUUUGACCCUGUGACUCUGGUUCAUGCAGACCAGAGCACAGACACAGAGGGAGACAGAGAUACAGCCAGCCAUGGUCAGUCUGAACAGUGA
Molecule: messenger RNA, 1366 nt
Organism: Boleophthalmus pectinirostris (great blue-spotted mudskipper)
Lineage: Eukaryota; Metazoa; Chordata; Actinopteri; Gobiiformes; Gobiidae
Product: protein phosphatase 1 regulatory subunit 36
Exons: 10
Coding region: 206-1366 (386 amino acids)
Biological process (GO): negative regulation of phosphatase activity
Molecular function (GO): phosphatase binding
Source: RefSeq, a predicted model, not a curated record